CGGACGCGCGCUGAGAACAGACGCGCGCUAUCUAAAAAGGACGGUGGUAUUGUUUCUUGUUGAAUUAGUUAACUGUUUUUAUCGUAAAUUACGUAUCAAAACUACGAUUUACACUUUAAUUGAAUCUACUUCAGUUAAAGUGAUAUUCUAUUGAGUUUUUUGGCUUUUGUGUAUUCAUUAGAUUCGAAAGCAUUCUUGGUCUGUAUCAAAGUACUUUAGUUCAGGUUCAAAAUCUUGCUAAAGUUUGUCUUGUGGUAACCUUUUAUUCGUUGACUGACAUUUGUGUUCAUACUGUGAUCAUAUUGUGUGUUACACUUUGAUCUGACUAAAAUGGUUGGUAGUACUCACAAAUGUGGACAACCAAACUGUUUGUUCCCUGUGGAGGAGGGAAUGCAGUGUGGCCAAUACAAUAAGUGGUUCCACAAAUUGUGCACCCUCUUAAGUCCCACCGCAUACAAAAGAUGUUCGAAGCCUAACUCACAUUGGCUUUGCAUGUUUUGCUGUGCCAACAAGGUAUUACUAAUACAGGAGACUAUGAGCCUAUUGGCUUUGGCCUGUAAGAAGAACGAUGGCAUAUGUGCUGACAACACGGGCACUGACAGUGACGAAUGUGUCAGUGUAGUACUCGCUGUUACGCGACGCCUCAAACAACCGACUCUGACCGACGUAAAAGUGAAAUCUCCGUUGACAUUAACAGGGGGAGUAGUACCACCUGGUACUGACAUUGUUAAUAAUGCACCUUUAGUGGGAACCGAAGAUCAGGAUAAAACAGUCACCGUUCCAAAUAGUCCCAGUGUUAUGAGGGAUGAGAAGUGGACUACGGUACGUAGGGAACGAAACGAAACGAAAAAAGCUGUAAACAGUACACUGGUAGUUAGUAACUCACUGGUAGACUCAAAUUGUGAGCUACAAAUUGCACUACCAAGAUCUGAUAGUAAGAGUGAAACCCAUUCUGGCGUGACUGAGAAGAAAAAUUUAAUAACAUCGAAUAUUAUUGUGAGCAAAUUGCGGGACCCCAAGCUGCCAACUUUGGGGAAAAUUUGGUCCAUUUUGGGGAAGCCGCUAUAGUAAAUUUGGGAGAGAUGAGACGAAAACUACCCCAGGCGCUGGAUAAGCUUCUCCAACGACCCUUGUCCGAGAAUUUGAUACGCGCAUAACUUAGAAGACCUAGGAGAACACAUUCGUAGUAUUUUACCAGAUAACUCCAAAGGAGUUCAGGUCGAAAAAUUGGUCAGAAUAGGCAAGAGGACCGAGAACAACGUUGAACCCCGUCCAUGCAGACUCCUUAAGGUAAUCCUAGGAUCGAAGAAUCAACGGGAUCUCUUGUUAAGUAGCGCUCCUUUUCACGACAAUUCUGACAUCCGAGUUAGACCUGACAUGUCUCUCGAAGAUAGAAUAAAAAAGAAGAAAGCACUAGCUGAACUUGAAACCCGUCGGCAAAACGGCGAGGAAAAUCUCCGGCUAGUGGGUUUUCGGAUUGUCGGGUCUUGGAAGCGAAUGCUACCAAGGCCUGUGUGGAUAGGCUGUUCUACUUAGGAGUUUUAUAUGCCAACGCUCGUAGUCUACGAAAUAAGUUCUAUGAACUAGAAGCACUAGUGGACAGGUUAAAGCCACUUAUAGUAGCAGUGACAGGAACUUGAUUAGUCCAUGGCUUAGACAUUACUCCAGAAUUAUCCGGAUACCAUUACAUCAGUAGUGAUAGACAUAGAUGUAGAAAAGGAGGCGGCGUCCUGUUAUAUGUAGCUAAUAGCAUAAAUAUCCGCUUCUCUACUAGCAAAUCCCAUGAUAGCGGUACUUGUGAAGUCAUUAGCUGUAAGUUGGCUAUAGGAUGUAGUACAUUUAUGCUAGGUGUCAUCUAUCGCAGCCCAAUCUGCUUAGCUGAUGACUUUAUUUUAGAGUACAUUCAUCUUUGAAGUGAAAAUACCAGAUGCUUGAUAAUAGGAGACUAACGCACCUGAUAUUAGUUGGACUGAUAUGACCACAGAAGGAUCUAUAAACUCCUUUAAUAGUAGGUUCCUGAGAACAAUAAUGGAGCAUGCACUAGUGCAGCAUGUAUCCCAACCCACACGUUUUGGUGUUAACCAGGGUUCUUCUCUGCUGGAUUUGGUAAUCACUCAUGAGACUGAGGAUAUUGUCGACUUUAAUAUUCUCCCACCGUUAGUGAACAGCGAUCACGCUGUUUUGGUUAGGGAUUCUAGAUAUAGUCCGAAACGGUUAUUCUCGUAUAUAAAAAGGCGAACUAAGAAAAGCGAUGGAAUUCCAUCACUUUUGAUACGAGAUAAUCCGUUAAUCUUAGCAGAGGAUGAUGCCGAAAGAGCUGAAGCUUUAUCGGAAUAUUUUAGUAAAGUGUUUUCUAUCGGUAAUGAGGAACGACCAAUGAUUCAUCGUGACCGUGACGGCUCGCUGAUGGAUCCUGUAGUCAUUGAGAAAGAUACUGUUUUAAGGCUACUUCAGCAUCUCAAACCUGAUAAGUCCAGUGGUCCUGAUGAUAUUCAUCCUAGGAUUAUAAAAGCCAUAUCAGAUGAAAUUGCUGAACCAUUAGCCAUACUAUUCGACAUGUCUCUGAGACAGUCCAGACAUCCUAGAGACUGGAAAGAUGCUAUAAUAAGUCCGGUGUAUAAGGCUGGGAGUAGGGAUUUAGUUAGUAACUAUAGACCCGUUAGCUUAACUAGUGCAGUUGUGAAACUGAUGGAAAAAAUCAUUCGGAUAGCUGUUAUAAACUAUGUUGACGGGCAAAAUCUUUUCUCCAGGGCACAACAUGGUUUUCGGAAAGGCCUAUCUUGCUUGACAAAUCUUGUCAUUGCACGAGAAGAUUGGGCUGCUGCAAAGGAUCGGAAUGCUCCUGUAGAUGUGAUUUUCAUAGAUCUAAGUAAAGCCUUUGAUAAGGUUUCCCAUUCUGGUCUUAAAUCCAAACUGAAACGAUUUGGAAUCCAUUAUACAGUCUUAGAUUGGAUAAGUAACUUUCUCCAUGACAGGAGACAAAAGGUAAGGGUUAAUGGGGCUCUCUCGUGGGUACCUGUAAAAAGUGGGGUUCCCCAAGGUACAAUCCUAGGUCCUCUUCUCUUUUUACUUUAUGUAAAUGAAUUGCCAACUGUAGCAAAAUCAUCCGUUCUACUCUUCACUGAUGACAUAAAGAUUUGGAGACCCAUACAUAGUAUGUCGGAUAGAAUAGUAUUACAGGACAAUCUUAGCUCAUUGGUGGCAUGGUUAGACAGGUGGUCACUAGAAGUAAAUCCUAAUAAGAGUGUAGUGAUGCAGUUAAAUAACUCUGAUGAAUCGUAUGACUAUACACUACGUGGAUUUGUGCUACCCAAAGCAAGAAACUAUAAAGAUUUAGUAGUCAUAUUAAGCAAUGAUCUCAAAACGAAUAGUCACUGUAAGGCUGCUGCUGCAAAAGGCUAUAGGGUAUUAUGGUCAUUCGUAGGUCUUUCCAGUAUUUAGAUGAUGAAAUGUUUAGAUUACUAUACCCGAUUUAUGUGCGACCACAUUUAGAAUACGGGAUUCAAGCAGCGUGUCCUUGUUUCAAGUAUGAAGCAGAUAUGCUAGAAAGAGUCCAACGACGAGCUUCUAAGAUGGUACAAGGUCUAUCUGGCCUAUCUUAUGAAGACAGACUGAGACACCUUAACUUAUUUCCGUUAUCUUACCGUAGAAUACGGGGUGAUCUAAUAUUGGCCUAUCGUAUACUGAACGAUGACCUUGGUAUUAACAUGUCUUAUCUUUUGCUUCCGUCUAGAACCGAUCAUUUGAGAGGACAUUCAAAGAAAGUUCAAAAACCGAGAUCAAACCGUUUACGUCUGGAGUUCCGUUCCUCGCACCGAGUAGUGAAUUACUGGAAUUCUCUACCGGAACACGUUAUAUCAGCACCGUCCGUUAAUAUAUUCAAAACGAAGUUGGACCUCCACAGUAUUACAAACUGCAAGGAUUAAUAUAGGUCGAUAGACCUCCUAUCCUUAUUACUGAAGACUGAUUCUGUCUUUUGAUAUCUCUUGGUGGGUACGAAUUAUAUUAGGUGUUGCUGGUAAAAGCGUUGUCAAACACUGAAUACCUGUGCCAUCUUCACUAUCUUUAUAAAUAUAUUUGUUAUCAAGGCCUGUCGUAAAUAUAAUAAUUUGUGUAGUAAGUAUGCCUGUUGGUUAGUGCUUUGGCCUCGUUCACCAGGAAGUUAUUACGAAUGUUCAUAAAUGUAUAAUUUCUAACGCUAUGGCAUUGAUUUUUAGAAUCAAUCAGGACAGUACAUGUUGGUUCAUGACAUGGAGUUAUCUCUAGCAAAUGGCUGCUGAACAACGGACUUAUCGUGAUGAUGUGAUUGUAACCGAUAUUCUUGAUAGUAUCGGUUACAAUAGUCGCUUUUCUUUGAGAAAACGCACAGUACUGCAUCAUUGUGCCAACGGACUGAAAGUACCACUCACCGAAGUGCUCGGUUAUAAAAGAACAAUUACACAUGAGGAUGAUACGCUGCCGUGUGGAACAGAGAAGCCUAAGAGGGUUGUCAAACGCCCAAUGUGGAACUACUGGUGCACCUCUGAAGACAUAUAGGUUGCUGAAAUGGAAACUAUGCGUCCAAGUCGACUUUCUAGUUGUCAACAAUUUGACUGAGAACUUUUCACCUAUAGCUAAUUCAUCGAAAAUAGAAGUGUUCUCACCACCACUCCGAUCUACUUCAACGGCAGUUAAUAAACCGUUGCACAUUUAUGACACCAAAAUGAUUCUGAAAGCAAUCAGUGAUCUGUCUGGUAAGGUAGACAAACUGACUGCUUACAUCAGAAAGCUAAUCCAUGGGUGUAAAGGACAGGAACAGCGACAGCAUAGACAAUUAAAGUUCCGCAUUACCAUUGAAAACACCUGAGGAAUUGCGUACUCUCGAAGCUGCUUUAGAGGACCACAAGUCCCUUGACCAGCUUGUGAAAGCUAUUUAUAAAAUUUCAGCUGACCACAUUGUCCAAGAUCGUAGACAAUGAUCUUUGGAAGUCAACCAAAGCGUAUCUAGCUUACAUGUUGACUCCUGAACUGGCAAUUACUUAUGCUUACGUGGGACUAAAAGAAAAAUAGGUAUCAGUAAUCACGUUUCACAGGACGAUUCAAAAUGUUCUGUGUUCACGGUUCCAAAGUGCAACCUGUUGAGAGGAAAAAAUAACACAAGCCAUGGAUGCUGUGAGCCAGGCCUUCGUACAUGGCGCAAGAGGUAAGGUUAACAAACGUAGAUGACGAUCCAAAGAAAGGAUGGGCAAAAUGCACUUUCGAUUUGUAGUCAAGUCUCUGUUUCUGAUUUUAUAUUAGUUUCUGCUGAACAUACUGAAAUAAUUAUUUCCUGUCUAACUCAUUUUCAACUGGCUCUGCAAGUACCAAGGGACCUCAGUGUACAUUUUUAAUUCAGCAAACGUAAUCAGCGCUCCACAUGGCAUUAUGAAUUCAUAAUUUAGAUGGUCACUAUGACAUAGGGUAUUCGUUUGUCUACUAUUAACUAUUUGGCUGUUUUGAUACUCCGUUUGUAAUGCAGAAGAGAACUUUUUUGUACAACACAGUUCAGCACCAACCUGAUGUACCAAACGGAGACGCAGUAUCAACUAUUAAGAGGUCGAAGACACUUGAGGACAGACAAUUCAUUUGUACUUUUUUCAAAAUUCAAUAAACAAGAUCAUUUAUAA
Molecule: messenger RNA, 5645 nt
Organism: Schistosoma haematobium
Lineage: Eukaryota; Metazoa; Platyhelminthes; Trematoda; Strigeidida; Schistosomatidae
Exons: 6
Coding region: 1975-3441 (488 amino acids)
Source: RefSeq, a predicted model, not a curated record